Molecule: messenger RNA, 676 nt
Organism: Selaginella moellendorffii
Lineage: Eukaryota; Viridiplantae; Streptophyta; Lycopodiopsida; Selaginellales; Selaginellaceae
Exons: 2
Coding region: 85-645 (186 amino acids)
Source: RefSeq, a predicted model, not a curated record
AACGUAAACACGGUCCCCACGGAAUUGUCACUGUCGAGAACUUUGUCACGUAAUUCGACACCUUUGCUAUUGCGUUCUCUCCCAAUGGACGGCAAGACGCUGCUCCCAUCGAGCUCCUCCCGCAGAAUGGUUUCCUUCAAAGGAGCCACCCAGGUUCAUGUCACCACGCUGGACGAAGUCGUAGCUGUGAAUUCCUUCUUCACCAUAGCUGUGUUCUUGGGCCUCUCGUUCUCCAGCACCAAAGCAGCCGCUUUGGAAACAGACUGCCCCGUCGGACCCGAUGCAGUGAAGUACCUUUUCCUUUACGAAGUUCUCGCGUUUGCUUCCUUCCUAUUCUCAAGCCUUGUAGCUCACGGACUCAAGCUCUACAUCAUAUUCGCCAACAGCACACACAUCGAAGAAUCCCAGGCCGCGGAGAUUAACAACCGCCUCUUGAGGCUCGGAAUGCUGGCGUCGGCCAUAGGCUCUGUCGCUGGGACGAUCUUCCUCAUGCUGUCUAUGAUUAGUCUCAUCGAGCUGAGGUUGGGGCCUUUUAGUUGUGAUAGCAGCUGGACGGAACGCGCUGGAAUCCCCCUCAUAGUUUUGUCGGCCUCUGGUCUCCUCAUCUUCAUCUCAUCUGUUCUCUUUGCUUUCAUCGAACUCUAAUGCGAAUUCUACAAAACUUUUGGAAAAGAAA